UCUGCUCUGCACAGGCCUCGCUGCUCUGCGCGCAACAGCAACGCCGCGCCGCGGUCCCGAUCAGGAAGUGAAUUUGAAGAAAAUAAGCGACUGUGGAGGUAGAAUGACAUAGAGGGGGAGAGGUGGGAGAGAAGCAAGCGGAGAAAGAAGAGACUAACGGAGGGAGGGACGACCCUUGUUUCUGGACCCUGUAUUGAGCUGCUCCCCUCUUGGAUAUACUGCACCGCCAAAAAAAUGCUCAUAAAGGAAUUUCGAGUGAUUCUUCCUAUCUCUGUGGAAGAGUACCAGGUCGGCCAGCUGUACUCUGUGGCCGAGGCCAGUAAGAAUGAGACGGGUGGAGGAGAAGGAGUGGAGGUGCUAAAAAAUGAGCCCUACGAGAAAGAUGGAGAGAAGGGACAGUACACACACAAAAUUUACCAUUUGCAGAGUAAAGUGCCGUCAUUCGUCAGAAUGUUGGCUCCAGCUUCAGCUCUCAACAUCCACGAGAAAGCCUGGAACGCAUACCCAUACUGUCGCACAGUUAUCACUAAUGAGUAUAUGAAAGAUAACUUCCUGAUCAAGAUUGAGACAUGGCACAAACCUGACACGGGACACCUCGAAAAUGUACAUGGUUUGGAUGCAGAAACCUGGAAGAAGGUGGAUGUAGUCUAUCUGGAUAUCGCAGACAGAAGCCAAGUGGAUUCGAAGGACUACAAGCCAGAGGAGGACCCAUGCAGGUACAAGUCAGUGAAGACAGGACGAGGCCCUCUAGGACCAGACUGGAAGAAAGAACUUCCUAAGAAGACAGACUGCCCACACAUGUGUGCCUACAAACUGGUCACUGUCAAAUUCAAGUGGUGGGGCCUGCAAAAUAAAGUGGAGAACUUCAUUCAAAAGCAAGAGAAGCGCUUGUUCACUAAUUUCCACCGUCAGCUGUUCUGCUGGAUCGACAAAUGGAUCGACUUGAACAUGGAAGACAUUCGUCGCAUGGAGGAGGAGACACGCAAGGAGCUAGAUGAGAUGAGAGUGAAGGACCCAGUGAAAGGGAUGGUGGCUCUAGAGGACUGAGGUUGAGUUGGACCGUGAAUGCUGCUGCUCAUCAGACCGGACUACCCAGACACCAGCGGAUUCACAUCCUCCUUCUAUUCCAACUGACGCAAACAUCUGACCGGCCGGUCCAAACCCCCAUCCCCCGCUUCUGCGGUACAAUCUGGUUUUCAGGGACCUGGACCCAGUAAACUCCCAGUUUUCAGAUGAUCUCCUCCAACAUAUCCCAUCUCCCUUGAGUCCCAUCCACCUCUUAUUUGUUUUUCCAUCCAGUGUCCCCAUCUUAUUACCUGCUCUGAGGCCUCCAGUAGCUAUAGAUCUUGUCAGUCAGUCCUCUCUUUCUCUCUCAGUCACGAAACCGUUCUAAACUACAGAGAAAAUAGUGUCAUUUAUCUCUGCAAUUUAGGAUUUAUUUCUACUUAAGAUAUCCCAAUGGUGUGUAUAUAUACAGUAUGCCGUAUAACAGGGAGCUGAAUAAUUGUAUUGAAAUAUAUAUAUAUAUAAAUAUAAAUAUAUAUGAACAGGGUUUUUAAAAGGAUUUUGUCUGUAAGUUUGUCUGUGGAUGUUUAGUUUUUCCAGACCAAGAUCUGCUCAUUGUUGAGUUUUGAUCCUGGGAUUUUGUAUUUAUUUGGCGGGGUUUGUCAUAAUACCUCCGUCUCUCCAUUUGUGUCAUGCAGUGUUUGCUUUAGUUGUUCAAAUCAAUUUGCAAGUCUACAAACGGCACCUGCAAAGUUGGGAUUGUGCUGAGAGUGUUAUGUUGUCUCUGCUAUACUCCAGACCAACUAUCUCCUCUAAUAUGUUGAGGCAUUCAUUGGCUUUUCUGCUGCUCUGUGUGUGUGAGUGUGUGUGUGUGUGUGUGUGUGUGUGUGUGUGUGUGUGUGUGUGUGUGUGUGUGUGUGUGUGUGUGUGUGUGUGUGUCUGUUUCUGUAGCGUUGUAAGGUCUUCAAGGUUUCCAGACAUGUUUUUUUAUUUCUCUCUCUAGAUCAUUUCUAGCUCUUCAGUUCCAUUAGGCUGUUCAAAUGGGCCGCUUGAAAGUGCAGUAAUUUAAACAUGCAGUCGUGCACACACACACACACACACAUACACACACAUACACACACAGUGAUAGUAUACAAGGAUAUAAGUCAAAUGUAUCACUCUGCAAAGGGAGAUGCCCAGUGAAUGAGUCUUUAUUUCAACAAACUUCACAUUCUUUUAGCUGCAAACCUCGUUAUCAUGGCGGUGGUUUUAACAUUAGCAGCCAUAUUGAAUACGCAGCUCGUCCCGCUCGCUGUAGAUAGAUAAAUGGUUCUUUGAAAGUAAAACUUUAUGUGAUCUGCAUCAGUUUUUGCCCUGUCAUCCAUUCUGUCACCUCCAGUGGAUAAAUGGUCUUAUCCAGCAAUAGCAAUAACUACCAUGAAACAUUGGUCUCUCCUUUUAUCAUUGCAAAUCUAAUCUUACUCUACUGUUUGUUCCUAUCCUGAGAACAGUUUUGGUAAAGCAGAGCCCAUGCUGAAAGUCAAGGAUGGUUAAGUGAUUGAUUAAUUAUUUAUUAAAUGCUGGUUUUAUUGUGUUUGUGUUUGGAUGAGGUGGAUUUCUCUCCUGCUGGAAUCUAAAGCCUGUUACUUGUAAUAGUGUGGUUUUUCGGUAUAUGCAUGAGUGUACAUGAGUGAUGUACAGUAGCGUGUCUUUGAAGAGAUCCGAUGCUGGCUGGGUAAAGAUGGGAGGAAGUAAGAGACCUAGAGGAGUGAUAACAGCAGACACUAACCUUGUUCCUCUUGUUGACGUCUGUUUGGCCUCCUUUGUCCUCACUUACUUUUGUCAUCCUCUUUUGCAUCACCUGUUCACCUUUAUCUUAUAACAGUGUGGAAACUUUAGAGCAAGCAACAGAUAAUGUCAAAACAAAAUUUAUCAUUUGUGAUAUUAGGCUAUACAAAAUAAAAAAACUUAUUUUAUUUUUUUACAUUUUCUUGGUAUAAGAAGAAUAUUAAUCAGCUAUAUUCCGUCUAACUCAUGACAUGACAUGACAGAGCAGAGCAAAUGAUUAUAUUUAAAUAAAUUGCUCUUGUAUCUUUAUGUAUUUGCUAGAGUUCACCAUAACCCUGAGGUGCUCAUAGAAUUGGGGUGGAGUUUCUUUAGAAAGCAGCAUUGACACCAGUCUUCCAGGGCCUCGUGAAUUAUGAUUACACAGAAAUGGAGAAUUGAAAUGCCUUCAUGCUUCAUUUGACACGAUAAUAUUGUAGUAGUGUUAUUGUGUGAUCAUUGGCCUAUACAUUUAUGUAAUCUGUCUUAAGCCCAAACACACGGCGUAAAAAGGCCGUUAAAAACUGCAAAUGUCAUUAUUGGCAACCACCCGAGCGCUAUACUUAAAACUUGUUUUAUCUUAUGACACUUUUUUUCAUGUCCCUGCAUAAACUAUCUCUAUUAAGUUUAUAAAACCAGUCACCGCAUAACCUUUUCUGUUGCCUCCCCUUCAAAGAAAACACCCUGGAUGUCCCACCCUUCCACCUCUCUCUGUGUCCAUCAAGCAUCUCACUCACUGUCUGUGAUGGGGCUACCAACUGAAUCAUGGAGAUUUGUGGAUGUACUGUAUGUAUUGACUUUGUAAAUACUAAAUAAAGUAAUGUAGAUGAACACAUAUAUAUAUAGAUCAGACUGUCCUGCCAGACCUACAGCACAGCCUCUCCACACGUGAUCCUCUUAUUCCAUCGUUAUCACACCACAGUGACCAAGUUGCUCUCACAGAGGUAUUACUGUGAGGAGAUGUAGAGUUAUAGUUGAUUAGACGUUUUGAGGAAAACUGUGAGCUAUAGAAAUAAACAAAAGAAAAAAACACAUUGUCACAUAUUGAGAUCAUUUUGCUGCAGAUUUUAGGAUGCUCCAGCAAAGCAGUGAAUAGCUGCUGUGUGGUUUGUAGCUGGAGGAAAAGAAAUGAAAAAGCAAAAACCCUGUUCACUAUUUCCUCUCACAUUGUUCUUCCCUCACAGGGGCCAUGUCUCAUUGGCAGGAUAGUGUAUAGAUAUAUAUUUUUGUUCUGAGUGUUGUUGUACCUCUGUUGUCAGUCUCUGAACUGCUUCUCUCACCGAUAAGAAACAUAUAAUGGCAGCUUGGGUCAGUUCAUUGAUCCACAUAAUUAGCUGAUGGUGUCAGCCCUUGUGCGAGUUAGAUUUCCCCUCCUAUGGUUUGUGAUGGGGAUCGAGGGGAAAUGACUCUGCAUUUAGGAACACUGGGUGCUGUAGGGUUGGAGUUAUAGCUAUGUAGGAGAAAAAGACAAUUAGAUGUGGUUGUUUCAAAACAGAUAGUGGCAUAAGGUCCAUUUUAAGAGCCUGAAGACACCAUACAAACUUGUGAGAGAACAUGGUUUAACAGAGACAAUCUCAUAGAUAUCUGUUGUUAGAUUCCUCGAUUUAUAAUCAGAAUAUGAAACCAAAUGAUUCCACCAACCCAAACUGUUUUUAAAUCUCUCUCUGUCUCUCUCUCUUACUUUUUCUCUCUCUCUUACUCGCUCUCACUCCUGUUAACUUGUCUCCUGUUUUUCUUUCUUUUAUUGUGAAUUUGUGCCUUUUUGUCAUCUUAUCUUCCAAUAACACUACUGUACAUUGGAGACGUAAAGAAAUGAAUAAAAAGAAGCAAAGCAACUGUA
Molecule: messenger RNA, 4648 nt
Organism: Cottoperca gobio
Lineage: Eukaryota; Metazoa; Chordata; Actinopteri; Perciformes; Bovichtidae
Gene: pitpnab
Product: phosphatidylinositol transfer protein, alpha b
Exons: 12
Coding region: 235-1047 (270 amino acids)
Biological process (GO): phospholipid transport
Cellular component (GO): cytoplasm
Molecular function (GO): phosphatidylcholine binding; phosphatidylcholine intramembrane carrier activity; phosphatidylinositol transfer activity
Source: RefSeq, a predicted model, not a curated record